UCUGUGUAGUGUCGAUUUAGGAAGUCAAGGUAGUACAAAUAUCGAUUGAAAAAACCUUUCCCUAAAUUCCUGGAUUUUGUCCCGAUUCCAUUUUAACCACGUUAUUUUCAUGGGCACGAGAUGGGGCUUUUGUUCGCUAAAUUGUUCAGUUGGUUCAGCAAUGAGGAACACAAGGUGAUCAUUGUGGGCUUAGAUAAUGCAGGAAAAACAACAAUUUUGUAUCAGUUUUUAAUGAGUGAGGUAGUUCAUACAUCACCAACAAUAGGCAGUAAUGUAGAAGAGGUUGUAUGGAAAAAUAUUCAUUUCUUGAUGUGGGAUAUAGGAGGUCAAGAAUCACUAAGAUCAGCAUGGAACACAUAUUACACAAAUACAGAGUUUUUAAUUUUAGUUGUAGAUAGUACUGAUAGGGAAAGACUUGCUGUAUCAAAAGCAGAACUUUACAACAUGUUAAAUCAUGAGGAUCUAAGACAAGCUGGGGUUCUUAUAUUUGCUAACAAACAAGACAUAAAGGGAUCAAUGAGUGUUGCAGAAAUAUCAGAACAAUUAAAUCUUACUUCAAUUAAGGACCAUGGAUGGCAUAUACAGGCAUGUUGUGCCCUUACAGGAGAAGGAUUGUACCAGGGGCUUGAAUGGAUUACAAAUCAUAUUAGGAAGUAGACUUGUAUUCUCUAUUUAAUGCAAAUGUUUCAAUUUAUUUUAUAUAAAAAGCAGUUAAAUUUUUUACUGAAAUAAAUGUACAAUAAUAAAGCUAUCAUUUAUUUCUCUAUGUACAUUAGUCACUGAAUUGUUUCUUUUGUGUGGGAGUGACAUCUGGCUAGUUCUACUAAAUAUUUAACCACUAUGACUGGGUAUGUUUUGUCUUCUUCCUGUAAGAAUGGUUAUCAAUUGGGGGAAUAACAAGUUAUUUUGCUGGGGACUAUGUUUCAUUUGUUCCAAUGCUAGCCAGGAAAACUGGUUUGAUCACAUGAAGUUGAAGCUUUAUGGUAAACUCCCUGGAAAAAAUAAAGUGAAGUGACAAACUCUUAUGGUUGAAGUGCUCUUUGUACAAAGUCAUAUAACUCAAAAACAUAUCUACUGCACAAAAAGAGAAUAUUUUCAGAUAGGAAUAUUGAAGUUAAGCCAAACAAAAUGAUUGAAAGAAAUUAAGAAAUCUUUUUUUUAUUAUUGUUAGAGGGAAGUUUACCAGUAGCCAUCAGUUUUAUACCCAACACAAAUUUCCUGGCUUGUGUCCUACUUACAGCAGCUUAUAAUGUAUACAAAUAUGACUUAAUUCAUUUAGCUAUCAAACCAUUGUAAAUAAAAUUAGUUUCUUUUAGAAGUAAUUGAUAACAGUAAUUUUAUUUUGUCUCAGUAUGAGAUUGAAUAAACUCUUUAGACUUGAAAUAACUGUAGCUGUAACAUUAUUGUUAAAAUUGUCAUUGAUGAGAAUUUUUCAGAAUGGUAUGUUGAAAAUACUUUAAGCAAAGGUGCUUUCUAUUGGACAAAAUUGUGAAUAAGUUGAUCAGAAGCAAGUCAAUUUGAUAUAGUGUGUGCUUAAAUUACAACCUUUAGACCUCAAUCAUCAAUGCAAAUAUUUAUUAUCUAAAUGUAUGUCUGGACAUUCCUAGUUCUUUUGUUUGGGAGAAUAUUAUGUAUCCAAAUGAAAAAUUUUUUGCUCACUCUGAGAGAUUUGAUUCUGGUCACCUUGGGUCUUGAAAAAGCUUUCAACUGUUUGUGGGAGGCUGCCUUAAGUUUUUCAGUACAGUUUUAUCCAAAGUGCUGUAGACAAGACAAGGUAUAGCCUUGCACCAAAGGAUACUGUUUUUAAUUGAUGAAAGAGAGUAAUUCAUGAGUAUUGUGACUAGAAUGUGCAAUAGGAUUUGGAGGAAAACCUGUUGUUCGACUAAUGUGGAAAUCUUGAUCAAUAUACAGAAUCAUUCCAAAGAAGGUUUCUGGAAGAGUGUUGGAAGGAAAAAAUCUGUGACUAUUUGUCUCAUCGUUCAUGGCUUAGGCUUCAUCCCGCCACCUUUCUCCGGUCAAGUUUAGUUUGGAGUACAAAGCGACGGAAUUAAGCAGGAAGGGAAAUAAUAUACUCUCUUGUGUAGUAGACCAGAUAUUGACUAUAUCCUUUAUUUUCUAUUUUUUGUUCUGCGAGGAGAAUAAGACGAGAAUGUGAAGUCAGUGCAAAUACGCAGACCUACAAUUGCGUUUGCAGUUAGGUCAGAAAGUGUAAUUUCGUUUCGGUUUCUGUUUACAUAAUGUGUAAUCCUUAGCAAUGAACAAGACAUCUUGUAGCGCACUUUUAUUAUCCUUUCAGUAAAGAAUGUUUCACUUGACAAACGUUUGAAAAUAAAAUGUUUCAAAAUGA
Molecule: messenger RNA, 2347 nt
Organism: Pocillopora verrucosa
Lineage: Eukaryota; Metazoa; Cnidaria; Anthozoa; Scleractinia; Pocilloporidae
Product: ADP-ribosylation factor-like protein 5B
Biological process (GO): vesicle-mediated transport; intracellular protein transport; protein localization to Golgi membrane
Cellular component (GO): cytoplasm; trans-Golgi network
Molecular function (GO): GTPase activity; GTP binding
Source: RefSeq, a predicted model, not a curated record